AUGUUUCGAACCAAUCCUGUCAGAAGGGGACUCGGAUUCUUCAUCACCGGUACUGUCCGGUCCCCUCCCCGGGAAAUUUACCGCUUGUCCCAGCCCUCUUUUCCUCUCCCCUCGUCAAGCCCCACCAUCGCAACACGAAGCUUUGCGUCUAGGCGAGCCGCCAUCGCGAACAACGACGGUCUGGAUGCGGCGGAGGACUUGACAGCAGCUAGGGACUGGGUCGCUAGGCUCAAUGCGAACACCAUACCGCGUGACAUUGCUGAGAUUUCUUUCAGUCGCUCUAGUGGCCCGGGGGGUCAGAACGUCAACAAAGUCAAUUCGAAAGCCACAUUACGAAUCCCCCUCCAUUCGCUGCUGCCGCUGGUCCCUCGAUUCCUACAUCCUGCCCUGCUGGCGACUCGCUACGUCGCUGCCCGAACCCAGAGUCUGGUCAUCCAGUCGGACGAGUCGCGGAAACAGACCGCCAACGUGGAGUCCUGCUACGAUAAGCUCCACCAGCUCCUCAGGAGCGUGGCGGAGGACAAUAUACCCGGGGAGACGUCGCAGGAGCAGCGAGACCAUGUGCGAAAACUACAAAAGGCUGCGAAUGAAUCGCGAAUCAAGUCGAAGAAAAUGCACAGCAGCAAAAAGAGCAACAGACGGGGUAGUUAUGACGACUAA
Molecule: messenger RNA, 660 nt
Organism: Aspergillus heteromorphus CBS 117.55
Lineage: Eukaryota; Fungi; Ascomycota; Eurotiomycetes; Eurotiales; Aspergillaceae
Product: peptidyl-tRNA hydrolase domain protein
Exons: 3
Coding region: 1-660 (219 amino acids)
Biological process (GO): mitochondrial translational termination
Cellular component (GO): mitochondrial large ribosomal subunit
Molecular function (GO): translation release factor activity
Source: RefSeq, a predicted model, not a curated record